AUGAAUUGUACUGGAAUUUCAAAUGACCGACCACUGAUUCAAGAGGAAAUUCAUCAGCUAUUACACGACAAUUUUUCACCUUCAAAAGUAAAUAAUAUUUUAUGGGAUGCGAUUGUCAUCGGGAGUGGUUUAUCCAGUUUGACAUUAUCGAAAGUCUUGUCGGCCUCGGGCUAUAAAGUAUUGAUUCUUGAGCAACAUGACCGAGCUGGUGGUUCUUGUCAUACUUUUAAACUUGAUGAAUUUGAAUUUGAUGUUGGCCUACACUACGUUCAGAAUAUGUACUCAGGACGUCAGUUAUUCAAAAUUUGCUCAGCUAUAACCGAUUCAUAUUGUCAAUGGCAAAAAAUGGAUGAUCCGGUGGAUAUGGUAAUCAUAAAUGGUCAACGCUAUGGGCGUACUGCAGGUGAUAUGAAAGAAUUUCAAAGUUCACUGAAAAAUUGGUUUCCGGAUGAAUCUGACAAUAUCGACAAGUUUUUUGAUUAUUCUUAUCAAUGUAUGAAAGAAAUACCUUGGUUGUUCCGAGCUAAAUUUAUGCCAUUAAUUAUUUAUAAGAUUUUAACAAAAUUUAAUAUUUUUGAUAAGUUAACGAAUAUUUUUCGAUGUAUUCAAGAAACUUUAUUCGAAAUUAUGUCAAAAUAUAAUUUAAGUCCUCAACUGCAAUGUGUAAUCAGUUCUUAUGCUGCUAACUAUGGUGUUUCACCUAAUCAAGCAUCUUUUCUUCAGCAUAUGCUAUUUUUUAUGGAAAAUGGUUAUUAUCCCAUUGGUGGUGCCAAUAUUCUUACAUCUAGUAUUAUAAGAUCCAUUAACAAAUUUGGAGGGAAAGUAUUAGUAAAAGCUAAUGUUAGAGAAAUCACUUUCGACGGUAACCGUCGAGUUAAUGGAGUUAUCGUUGAUUAUGGUUCAUCGAGGGUUUUCAUUCGGUCUCCUCUUGUUGUUUCGACAGCGUCGAUAGUCCGAACAUUCAAUGAACUUAUACCAACACCUACCGCUAAAACUUCGUUUAUGUUUUCAAUUGCUAAUGAACUAUAUAGUAAAGAUGUGGUUAAACGAGGUGGCAUGCAAGCCUACAUUGGACUGCUUGGCACCAGAAAUGACCUGAAUCUGCCAUCAAACAAUUUCUUUUGGUUUAAGACAAAUGAUAUUUUUGAAAAUAGUCGCUAUUUAAGUUUAAAAACGAUGGACGAAGUAAUAGAUUAUGGUUGUCCACCGUCUAUGUAUAUCUCUUUUCCAUCGGCAAAAGAUCCUGGUUGGUCUGCUCGUCAUCCAAAUGUUUCGACAUGCCAGAUUAUAAGCUUGGCGAAUCCCGAAUGGUUUUCCGAGUUUCAGAAUUUGAGAAAUGAUCGUUCGAGAAAGCGAAAAAAUAAGGAAAAAUACUUGUUAUUAAAGAAUACUAUAGGCAAUUACCUCGUAGAUAUGGUGACGGAAUUAUUCCCAAGUAUUAAAAAUGAAAUAAUUUUUAAAGAAUUUUCAACACCUUUGACUCAAAAAUAUUAUCUACAGAAUAUGCAUGGGGAACUUUAUUCGUUAACACAUCAAGUUGAUCGCUUUCAAUCCAAUUACUGGCCAUAUUUAAGGAUAAAAACUGAUUUGCCGGGAUUUUUUUGUUCAGGUCAAGAUGUGUUGUUUUGUGGUGUAAGUAGUGCGUUGCAUAGUGGUUUACUUACUGCGUCUUCUAUUCUACACCGAGAUUUAUAUAAAGACCUUGAAAAUGCUUAUCUCAUACAAACGAAAAAAUGA
Molecule: messenger RNA, 1737 nt
Organism: Dracunculus medinensis (Guinea worm)
Lineage: Eukaryota; Metazoa; Nematoda; Chromadorea; Rhabditida; Dracunculidae
Source: the annotation of a GenBank genome assembly